AUGUCCACAGAGGAGCGGCAUCUCACCUCUAGCUGCGGAUCCUUCAUUAAGACUGAGCCGUCCAGCCCAUCUUCUGGCAUUGAUGCCAUCAGCCAUCAUAGUCCCAGCGGCUCCUCUGACGCUAGUGGUGGCUACGGCAUCGCCAUGGGUGGCCACCCGAACGGCCUGGACUCGCCACCCAUGUUCAACGGUGCAGGGAUUGGUGGCGGAUCCUGCCGUAAGCGCUACGACGACUGUGCCAGCGCCAUCAUGGAGGACUCGCCCACCAAGUGCGAGUACAUGCUCAAUGCCAUCCCCAAGAGGCUGUGCCUGGUGUGCGGGGACAUUGCAUCUGGCUACCACUAUGGCGUGGCCUCCUGCGAGGCAUGCAAAGCCUUCUUCAAAAGAACAAUUCAAGGGAACAUUGAAUACAGCUGCCCAGCCACCAAUGAGUGUGAGAUUACGAAACGGAGGCGCAAGUCCUGUCAGGCCUGUCGCUUCAUGAAAUGCCUCAAAGUGGGGAUGCUGAAAGAAGGGGUUCGUCUUGAUCGAGUCCGCGGAGGACGCCAGAAGUACAAGAGAAGACUGGACUCUGAGAGCAGUACUUAUCUGAGCUUACAGAUCCCUCCUCCAGCCAAAAAGCCAUUAGUAACUUCUCCUUUGACAUUUGCAGUGACUAAGAUCGUCUCCCACUUGCUGGUGGCAGAGCCAGAGAAGAUUUAUGCCAUGCCUGACCCCACCAUGCCGGAGAGUGACAUCAAAGCGCUGACAACCCUCUGUGACUUAGCAGACAGGGAACUGGUGGUGAUCAUUGGAUGGGCAAAGCACAUCCCAGGUUUCUCUAAUCUCUCCCUGGGGGACCAGAUGAGCCUCCUGCAGAGCGCCUGGAUGGAGAUCCUCAUCCUGGGCAUUGUGUACCGCUCACUGCCCUACGAGGACAAGCUGGUCUAUGCCGAGGACUACAUCAUGGAUGAGGAGCAUUCGCGCCUGACGGGGCUGCUGGAGCUCUACCUGGCCAUCCUGCAGCUGGUGCGCCGGUACAAGAAGCUGAAGGUGGAGAAGGAGGAGUUUGUCACACUCAAGGCCCUGGCCCUUGCCAACUCAGAUUCCAUGCACAUAGAGGACAUGGAGGCGGUGCAGAAACUCCAGGACCUUCUCCAUGAAGCCCUGCAGGAUUACGAGCUGAGUCAGCGCCACGAGGAGCCGCGGCGGGCGGGCAAGCUGCUGCUGACCUUGCCCCUCCUGCGGCAGACGGCCGCCAAAGCGGUGCAGCACUUCUACAGCAUCAAACUGCAGGGCAAGGUCCCCAUGCACAAACUCUUCUUAGAAAUGCUAGAGGCCAAGGUCUGA
Emys orbicularis (European pond turtle) is the source of this 1329-nucleotide messenger RNA. It is a transcript of the gene ESRRB, whose product is annotated as estrogen related receptor beta. Gene Ontology annotation, molecular function: nuclear steroid receptor activity; nuclear receptor activity; zinc ion binding. Gene Ontology annotation, biological process: nuclear receptor-mediated steroid hormone signaling pathway; regulation of transcription by RNA polymerase II. Gene Ontology annotation, cellular component: nucleus; chromatin. Bases 1 to 1329 code for a protein of 442 amino acids. Lineage: Eukaryota; Metazoa; Chordata; Testudines; Emydidae. The transcript has 6 exons. The record is from RefSeq and is a predicted model, not a curated record.